Poecilia reticulata (guppy) is the source of this 2730-nucleotide messenger RNA. Its product is annotated as B-cell receptor CD22. Lineage: Eukaryota; Metazoa; Chordata; Actinopteri; Cyprinodontiformes; Poeciliidae. The record is from RefSeq and is a predicted model, not a curated record.
GGAGAGAGAAGACACAGAGGACUGAGGAGACACAGAAAAUCCUGCUGAAAGUCCAUAGAAGUUUCCUGAUGCAACAGGAGGGGGACACCUGAGGACACAGAAAAAAGAGACAGAGAUCAUGUGAAGUUGAUCAGCAUGUAGAAGCUUUUACUUUGGAAAUUCCUAUGAAGAUUCCAGGCUGCCUGUAGCCCCUUCCUGUGAAUAUUGAGCCUUUUUUGGGUGAAAUUACCUUUUAAAAAAGCCACUCUCAUCUUUUGAGACAGAUUCAGACGGAGAAGUGGAAUCAAGAGCAACAGUGGAAAUGGGUCAAACAAUGACGGAUGAGGAGUCGAUCACCCGCCUCACCCCUCCUCCCAUCUGACACACGCCAAACACUGAGCCUGUCUCAUCGCUAUAAAACCUCCUCACCUCCAUCACUGUCAGGGACGCAAACAUCCUGAAGUGUCUGUGUUUAUCUGACUGGCUGAGGUGGAUGCAGAUACUCUGAGGAGCUCGUGUCAGCGGAGAUGUUGGCAGGUGCGUUAGUUCUGGGCACCAUCCUCACAGCUAUACCAGGUACUCAGAGUGGGUGGAGUGUGUCGUUUUCCAGAAGAGUGAUCUGUGUGUGGGCAGGAACUACAGUCACUCUGCCCUGCCGUUAUGACUACCCCUCAGGUCACACUGUGAGGCGCGUUAUGUGGUUCCGUGUCUCUGUUGAGGGUCGCAGGGAGUUUGCUCACCACACCGACCCCAACCAGAUCAGCCCGUCUUACCGUGGGCGCACGCGCUACGCCGGGGGAAGUUAUUCCAGCUGCUCGGUUCAGAUUCGGGGUGUGAAGCUGGGCGAUGCGGGCCAGUAUCACUUCAGGUUUGAGACAGACCAGCCGCUGGGGAGAUGGACCUCACCUGACACCAUUACUCUGGAUGUCACAGACCUCCAGGUUCAGGUGCAUCCAGCGAGGCCAGGCAACAUGUUUGGAUUUGGAGAAACUGUCUUUGUAGGUUGCCAAGCCAGAGGAUGUGCUGCCCCAGGGAGAAGCCUGGCACUCUACAGGAACGGAUUGAACCUCGGCUCGAAUGAGAAAAAGAUGAUUAACCGCUUUGACCAGCAGCACGCAGGUUCAUACACCUGCCGACCAAUCCCACCGCAGAACGUCCAGUCACCAUCCGUCGCUCUGGCAAUGGGGCACAGUCCUCGCUCCACUUCCAUUGCAGCGUUUCCUGCGGGAGAGUUGUCAGAGGGGGGUUCAGUCACUCUGACCUGCAGCAGCGAUGCAGCCCCACCUGUUGAGAGCUUCGCAUGGUUUAAAGACAUGGAGAGCGGCAGCAUUCCAGACAGCUUCCGUCCUCAGCUCCACCUGUCCUACCUGAAGUACACAGACAGAGGAGAGUACUACUGCGUCGCUCGCAACUCACUGGGAACAGACCGCUCCGGAUCACUUCUUCUCAACGUCAGCUACUCUCCCAAAAACACACACGUGUGGACGAGUCCUCAGAGAGACAUCAGAGAGGGCUCGUCUGUAAACCUGAGCUGCAGCAGCCACGCCCAGCCUCCUCCCAGCAGGUAUGUUUGGUAUCGAAUCAUAGGUGACCAGGUGGUGCCUAAAGGUCACAAUCAGAACCUGACCUUUCCUUCUGUGGGGGCUCAACACGCGGGUCAGUACUACUGCAUAGCAUCAAACCGACUGGGUUCCCAAUCCUCUCUUGUCUCUUCACUAACAGUCCUCUAUCCCCCUAAGAACACCUCCAUUCUGGCUCGCCCUUCCAGUGUGGUGGACGCGGGCCGACCACUGACCCUGACCUGCAGCAGUCAGGCCUACCCAGCCGUGGACAACUUCACCUGGCACAGACUCGCUCUGGAUGGUGGCACUGUUCACUCAGCAUGGGUCACCAAGUCUGGGCCCGUCUUCACCUUCUCAGAGGUCGGACCUGGUGAGAGCGGUCAGUAUUACUGCGAGGCCAGGAACCGAAUCGGGUCCCACAGCUCUCCAGUCCUGACAGUCAGAGUCAGAGGUCGUUUAAAGGCGAUCGCCUUGGCUUCGGCGGUGGGCGUGUCUGCUGGUCUCAUCACGCUGACGGUGGCCGUCAUGAUCAGCAAGAACAUGCACAGAGUAGACACGGAGUCCGUAGACGAUGUAAACAAGCGUCCAGCGGCGACACCCGACACCCUGCGCCGUGAGCCGGCCGAACAAACCCUCCCCGUUCGAACAGGCAAGAUGUCCGACAUCCCGGAGGAGUCGGAGGAUUUAAGCGACACCUCCCACCCCUCCAUCGUUCCUCUGAUGGACGCUCCGCCAAUCAAAGAAGUUUCAGGCCGCAGCUCCGCCUCCAACUUCAUCACUGUGCACUACUCCAGGAUGUCCAGCCCGGAUCAGGUCCAGGUGCACAACAUGAGAGGAGAGAGGAAACCGAGGGAUUCUUCCAAAGUUGUUUACACUUUACUGCCCCAGCCGCGGCACUGAGCAGGAGGAAACGCCUCGUUAGAACACCUGGACCGGUCUGGUGUGGACCGGACUCUUUGCUUCCAUCACCUGGUGGCGCAGAGCACUUCCUGUAUCAGUGAAUGGUGUGACACCACUCCAGUUCAGGCAGCUGAGAACCUCUCUGUGAACCCGGCUCCUGAACUCUGCUGCAUGUUUUCUCCUCUUUUCUUUCAAUGCAUCCCGGAGUGGCAUGCUGUCCAGUGAGGUGAAAAUGCUUUAAAGUUCUUAACGGGUAAAGCACAAAUAUUAAAAAAAACACCUCACUCUG